UGAGGAAAAAGGGAGAGCUGUCUGUGCUUACAGCAGCGGCAGGUGGCGCUGUUGGAGCUUCACGUCCAAAAAUAUCUACCGUUUUCCGCAUUGUUGCUGCGUCAAACCCUGUCAACAUGGCGUCGGCCCUCGGUCGCCUGGCCAGGCUGUCAGCCCUCGGAAACGCCCGCACCGCCCGGCUGAGCCCCCGCACCGGGCCGGGGAGGACCGUGACACCGAGCCGGUCCGCCGUGUGGACUUCGUCCGGCGCCGUUCUGCCCAAACCCAAGAAGACCCCCUUCGGCCUUGUCCGGAUUGCUCUGGUAGUGGUGCCCUUCUUGUAUGUGGGGACUCAGAUCAGCAAGAACUUUGCUGCGCUGCUGGAGGAGCACGAUAUCUUCGUCCCCGAGGAUGAUGACGAUGACGACUGAGGGCUGAGUAGGCUUCCUGGUCAUCAGGUCAUUUUGUCGCUGUCACUGGGACGAGUCUGUGAGCUUCUGAGCACAUAAAGGCCCUCCUGGUUUUCCCUCUCCUGUGUGCUGCUGUGGUCAUAAGUGUGUAUUCAGGGUUCUUGCUGUUAGGAAAGUGAUAGGGCUGUCCUUGGCUGGUCGUACUGUAUCCUACUGUAUCGUACUGUAUUUGCAUGCACUACUACAGUCUUAAUAAAGGGAAUUACAAGAUCACAAA
Messenger RNA from Acanthopagrus latus (yellowfin seabream), 666 nucleotides. Its product is annotated as essential MCU regulator, mitochondrial-like. The transcript is spliced from 3 exons. Bases 117 to 410 code for a protein of 97 amino acids. Gene Ontology annotation, cellular component: uniplex complex; mitochondrial inner membrane. Gene Ontology annotation, biological process: calcium import into the mitochondrion; mitochondrial calcium ion homeostasis. The record is from RefSeq and is a predicted model, not a curated record. NCBI's taxonomy places the organism in Eukaryota, Metazoa, Chordata, Actinopteri, Spariformes, Sparidae.